Messenger RNA from Funneliformis geosporum, 314 nucleotides. The record is from the annotation of a GenBank genome assembly. Lineage: Eukaryota; Fungi; Glomeromycota; Glomeromycetes; Glomerales; Glomeraceae.
AGCAUUAUUAUUAUGCAGCUGAUCUCACGAUACCCGUUAGACAAUCUAGUAUCCACUCCAAAGCUAUCCGGCCAACGCUUUUAAAACAUGCAUAUAGUACACUUAAAAGCUUACAAAAAUGGUUGAAAAUCACCAAUGAGAUUCUCAAAACGCAGACUUUUAAAAUAGAAUGGAAUAAAUUUAUUGUUAAAAUCCAACCAAUUGCCCAAGAAAUGCAAAUUUCCCUUUUAGAACAUGGUGAUCCAUUAACAAAGGUCCAGAUUAAUGCAUCUCUUAUAAAACAACUCUAUCAUGCAUUUACAGUAAAAACUUGA